Porites evermanni is the source of this 5504-nucleotide messenger RNA. The record is from the annotation of a GenBank genome assembly. NCBI's taxonomy places the organism in Eukaryota, Metazoa, Cnidaria, Anthozoa, Scleractinia, Poritidae.
AUGGCGGCUUCAGGCAACAGCAGCGAAUUUCCUUUCAACGACGACCGGGAAUUUGAACUGAAACUCGGGAGUAGCUUUCAUUCAAAAGGAGGACCGAAGAUGGCUUUUCACACCAUACGAUGUAAGGUUGAGUUUCUUGCAAUAUUUGUUGUUCACACGUUGUGUCGUUAGAACUGAAGAGAGGGCAGCUGUUUAUUUUGAAAAACUUUAAAAGCUAAAUAGGGAAAAACAAACGGUAAAUACCAAAAUGAGAGCAAAAGAUAACGAGGAAAUGAAAGAAACAAUGUCUGGAAUAUUUUUUCGUUAUUGAAUUUAAUUUUUUGGAAAGUUGUUCACUCUAUUGUGCCGAACGAGCGUCUCCGUGGGAGAAAAUAGACGUUGAUCAAUCCUGGGAUCAUUGUUGGGAACGAAAUAGCCUGCAUAGCUGGCUUUUUUUCUUUUUUUUUUUUUUUUUUGAGGUUCUUUUGUGGUUCACAAAUUAAGAGUUAGAGUGGUGCAAAUGCUGAACCAAGGCCCCUAUAAUUAUUUGCCUUAUAGGUAUGUGCUGCCCCAAACGGUAUGGUUUUUGCUCCAUUUUGGUCUGAAAACGGGUGUAGACUUUGCCUAUUUUGGUCUGAAUUUGGGUAUAGUUUUCGAGGGAAAACGGGAGGGCAUAAACGUAUUAAUUUUAUUGUUUCAAUUCCAAAUGAAUAAGAAAGAAUGAGUAUUGACGUGCAAAUUCGAAAUGAAUUUUAAGAAAUAUUUUUGUUGGUGUUGAAAUCUAAGUACAUGUAUAUGUAAGGAUAGCAUAAUUUCUGCCUACACCAGGUCUGAAAACGGAUAUGGAUUUUGGAGGCCAGGGUUGAGAACUGGUGUGGAAAAUGAUAAUUUUGUGGUCUGAAAUGGGGUCAGGAUUUGGAGAACUGGGUGGCACACCCACACCAUGAAUUCCCAGGAAUACCCCCCUGUAGCCUGUGAGCAGUCUCGCUUGUGCAAAUUUGGGGAAAAUUAUUUUGGCAGCGGAGCCAACAUCCAGUGUGCGAAUUUUGGGAAAAAAAUUAUUUUGGCGGCGGAGCCAACAUCCAGCGGGGAACAGUGAGCCUGUAUGUGGGCUAUUGAUUUUUUAAUUACGCCCCUUUCAAGGUGUCAACAUACUAUCCAAUAGGAGCAAAACAAAAGUAAAAAAACUGACAGAAGUUGCACAUGCAGAUGUCAUGCUAAUCUGCUUCAGAGGUCAAAUAUGGUGAGAAACAAACACCAAAGAGAUCAAUUUUCGAGAAGCAGACCACUUGACAGACCACUUUUAUUUCGACAAGCAGCAAAAAUAUUUUUUUUCUCUGUAAAUAUUAAUCAACCUCCCAAAGCAUUAUCUAUCCGCUAGAAACAGGGCAGCUUCUAAAUGUGACCUUGCGUGAAACAGACCAACUUCAUGACCUCUCAGUGUGAGACAAGUGACAAAAAUAGGCUACUGAAUUUGCUCAGUCCAAAUUAAGAAUCCUCCAGAGCAUAAUAAUCUACCCGUUUGAAAGAAAAUUGUGAAUAAAACUAAGUGGCAUUUGAGGCAAAAGUAGUGCAGGCCUACCGACUCUUUUUAUCAUUAACUUUGAUCCAAUGAUGUGUGAAUGUUUGUGCCGCGUGUCCAUGGUUUUUGUCACAGCUAUGUUACCCGUCGACGCCUGUCACUUUUAACCAAUUAGAUCGCUGCAUUCAUCAGCAAACGCGGGGUGUUAAAAAUCAAUAGCUUACGUGCAGGCUCACUUUUCCUUGGCCCAUUUUCCUCAUGUGAUGGAACAUUUCUCUGAACUUGCAUAAGUGAGCCGGCUCCCUGAGGUCUAUGUAGCUUGACCUCUAAACAAGGUGACCCCACAAAUUAUUGUCACUCUAAAAAACACGCUGAAAAGAUAUUUUAAACAUUAUAUUUUCAGGACAGGCUGAUGAUUCAUUUUUGUAUGCCAGUAAAAGAGUAAAUUUUUUAAUUUAUUAGUGAAUGAUACAUGUACUAUAUUUGCUGUUAUCAUAGAUGAUUUCAAGCCUGCUUCAGUUGACACCUCAAGACCAGCUGAACUUGUUGUUGGUGAAAAGGAUGAGAUCACAGUAACAGUUCCCCAUGUCCAGGUAAAAAUUUUGUUUUUUAUUUUACCCAUUUGUGAUGGGAAUGUUUCUAAAAGUUGCCUUUAGAGGCUGAUCGAGCUGUUUUCUGGUUUUUUCCAUUUUCCUCUUGUCUGAAUUGUGCUCGUUCUGGUAUGAUUAGAAAGAUCUCCUCACGGUAGCUGCACAAGUUAGAUGACAAAGUCAUCCUUAAAAAAAACUAAUGACUAAAACUGAUGACUUCACCAUGGUAGGAAGGAUGUGGAUCUUGCACGGUUGGUUAAAGCCAGUUCAGGGGCAAAUGGGUUAAUCAAAAGCUAAAAUAAAGUUGUCUCAACUGCCAAUUUUUUCACCCAAUGUGGCAUUUUAUUUUAAUUUCAAUUUAGUAAUGCAGCAAGAAUAAACUUUUAUAGUGCUCAAGCACAUAUUUCAGUGGGUAAAAGUAGAUUAAGUCCUGUACCAGUUUGGGGGACCAGAUUUUCAAUUUCUUGUAGGAUUCUGGAACAACAGUUUAUCGAGGAUCCAAAAGAAGCUGCACUAAGGAAUUUAUCUUGGUUGUUGACAAAGAGAAAAAGGUACAAGUUAGUCUAAUAAUAAUAAUUAUUAUUAUUUUCUAUAAUUUUGUGGUAUGAAAGAUGUAGUGUAGGGUAAAACGUAAUUAGAAUCACGGAUUUACCUUUUAUUUAUGACUUGAUUUUGGGGUGUUUUUUUUAUCAGUUUGUAAAACACAGGUCUCCCUGGGAAAGUAUCCAGAAACAUUGUCACAAUGUAGGGUGCAAAGAAAGACAGUUUUACAGCUUGCCAUUCGGGAAAGCUGUAGCUAGCAGUACUAGCCUAAAUGUCAUUUCAACUAGUACGAAAAACAGUUUUUGAUGAGCAGGUUUGAUUACAGUUCUUUGGUGAUUUUAAUUCCCCAUAAACAUCGCUUGCCCGUAGGGCAUAAGAACAGAACUCACUAGCCUGAUAGCAAAAUCUGCUAGCCCCCAGGCUAUUGGACACUACUUUCUUUGCAUGCUGCAACAUAAACCCUGCUUCAACAUCCAAGGUGCUAAGAGGCCUGCUUGAUGUUUGAGGCUUCAUGACUUUACUGUAUAGAUUGUUUUCACAAAACGUCACGCCGGCCAUAUUGGUGUACAAUACAAUGAUCCUGCGGGAAUUGAACUCUUUUCUCAUGUAAAAACAUUCUUUUGUUCCAAGAAAUUUACAUAGCUGCUGACCACUUGUCACUAACAAUGAUCUACAAAAUUGUGACAAAAUUAUGACUGUACAACAGUAAAUGUCAAAGUAACAAUGGAACUGAUGUAAUUCAUUUCUUUCAGACAUUCACACUGGAAAGAAUUGAGUCAGCUGUUCCACAACUCAAGAAAGUAAGGUAUGGUCCUUUUCAGCUUUUUGUGGUACAUCUCCCCUUCCUGGUGUGAAUAUUUGUAUUAUUCUGUCAAGCAAAAUGAGGGUUAGUGUUCCCUUUUCCCCCUCCCAGUACAGCCCUUGUGCUCUUGUGCACCCGAGUUGCCCCUUCCUCUUCCCCUUUUAAUGCAGGCUAUAAUAAUAAUUAUUAUUAAAGGCAACAGCAGUUUAUUUAUCUAACCUCCGCCCUUAAUCAAGUAAUUUGAACUUUCACUUUGGCCGUGGCAGGAUUGCUGUAAAUGACCUACUAAACACCUGUUAUCUAGUAAAGGCCCCCUCUAUGCUGUAUAAAAUAAUUUUAUUAGACACCUGUCAAAAAGACGUCCCCUAUGUGAAUGACUACAAAAUACUAGGAGAUAACAAAAAGGAACAAAAUGAACGAAUCAAAAAAGAGCAAUUCAUUCAAUUUCUUGCUUGAUGAACUAGGGUUUGCAAAUUUCGUCUUGCCCAAUGUCAAGUUCAAAGUAGAGAUAGACCAACGAUGGUGACACAAUAACCCUAAGCAAGGAUUCUGACAUCAAUGUUGUGAUUUGAAAGAGCCAUAUGGAUCUCUAGACUGGCGGCCUAAACGUGUUAAUUGGUAGAGUGGAUAUUCUGCUAUUUUUAAACUCUCUUGAGUUGAUAUUUUUGCCAAAAGCAUAUUACAGUGAAACCUCUUAGUUUAAGUGGACCCCCAAAUUAAGUGGACACCCUCUAUUAAGUGGACACUAAGCCAGGUCCUGAAAUUAAUGUCUUAUAUUUCCCUUUACAAUGAACCCCUAUUCGGCGGACACCUCUAUUAAGCAGACGCGGACACUAAAAUAAAUUGUAUUUUGCUAAUAUCUAUUGUUAAAACCUCUGUUAAAUGGACACCAGACUGAAUUGACCAAAGUAGUAUUGGAUUAUGUCCUCGAAAUAUGUACUGUAGUCAAUUAAUAAAGGUGAAUCAAUACAUUUAGCUGUCAUCCACGAUCCAUGAUUGUCAUCCACGAUCAAAAAUCACCUCAAAGUCUUGCACAAAGUACAGCGCAUCUUUCUUAGCUUCCUUAACAACAUGGAACUUUAUCACAGUACAGAGUAACCGUUGAAUGUUAAUUAUUAAUAGUUAACAAACGUUGCACAAUUUUUACAAACCUCUGUUAAGCAGACACCUGGGAAGUUCCCGAAGGUGUCCGCUUAAUCACUUUAGUUUUGACCACAAAACUGAGUAGGUUGUGGGUUCAAUUCCUGGGGCCUCACUUAUACUCAAGGUCUUAAAGAUAUAAAUACUUAUGUAACAAAUGAAUGUACUUCCCUAGCCUGGCAAAGGGCUAGACCUUCACGUGGCUUGGAUGACCACGUAAAAUGGCAUCCUUUCUUUAGAAGGAGACUUCAAAAUACAUACAUGUAGUGUCCUCAAUUAUUACUUUCGUGCUGAAUUUAUUGACACUCCAAUAAGGUGCAUUCUUUUGGGAGGGGGUAGCAAAAAAGGUUUAAUUUACACUGUAACCAUUUCGGAUUAUUUAUUAUUCAUAAAGCUUAUAAGCUACCAGAAUUGACGAAUUAUCAUCAAAGGAAAAAGGCCUUGAUCUUUAAUCAUAUUCUUUCAAUUCUAAAAUUCUUGAAGGUUAUGUGACUGAAUUAGUCUCGAGAAUUUGUAUGUGGAUAUUGGGGUUGGGAAACUGCUCACCUACCCCUCCCCUAAGCCAACACUUACUUCUCACUUAGGGCAAAAUGCUGGCUUAGGGGAGAGGUAGGUGGACAGAAAUGUAAAAAAUAUAAUAAUAAAUAGAGCUUACCUUUGUUCUUGAUGAUGUAUGAUGUUGUUGGGAGAAAAGUGAUGUCAGUCACUUUUGGAAAUGUUUUAAGUUAAAGUUUAUUUUGCUAUUGGUAGAUCGUCAACUAAGUCAGCCAAGCCAGCAAAGUUACCUGUGACGCCUUCAACUGCAACACUAACGAAAUCCCAAAAAACUAAAACAAACAAAACACCAGAAAAGAAGGAAAAGAAGGUGUCAAAACAGGCUUCUCCUGUCAAGAGUACAAUCUCAUCAACAUCUGCUCCAAGCUCUCAG